Molecule: messenger RNA, 787 nt
Organism: Pistacia vera
Lineage: Eukaryota; Viridiplantae; Streptophyta; Magnoliopsida; Sapindales; Anacardiaceae
Exons: 2
Coding region: 197-727 (176 amino acids)
Source: RefSeq, a predicted model, not a curated record
UAAACUUUUGUAUGUUUAGAACGUGUCAACCACCAUAUCCAUGUGUCUGUCAGAGAACUUGACCCUUCCAUUAUCUGUCUCUCUGUGUAUUAACUUCAAAUCGGUGAGGAAGAUUAAGCACUUUAGUAUCAGGUGUAUAUAUAUGAAAGUGAAAAUAUAGACUUUGACAACAGAAAGAACUUGAAACAAGUUGAAAAUGGCGGCAAUAUUAUUCUUGGCAAAGAGGGUUUCUAAAACUUCAGCUAGAGACUUCCCCAAUUGUUUCCAAUCUGCAACUCGUUUCCUCUCCACUGCUUAUGAACGUGCUGAAGGAAGCAAUGCGGUGGCAGAAACAACAAGGACAUCAAAUGAUCCCAUAGGUCAAGGAAUGUAUGAAGCAAAACAAGAAGCCCUUGAUGUGGACGAGGGAAGAGCGAGUGGUCCAACAGGGUUUGUAGCAGAUACAGCUAAAAAGGGAGUAAAGAAGGCAGUGGAUAUGGCGGAAAAUGUUGGAGACACCGCUAAGAAAACAAUGGAUGGUGCUUGGAAAGCAGCCAGAGAGGGUGCUGAAAGUGACAAGAAAACAGUAGGUGUUGAUGAUGAUGAUUAUUAUGAUGAUUAUAACAUUCAUGAGGAUCCAGCAGUUCUUGAGGUCCAUAAGAUUGAUGAUCCCAUUGAUACUCAAGAAUAUAGAAGCAUCGAAGCAGUGAAUAAAGCAGGAGGAUAUGAUAAGGUCCACUAUGGUUAAAUGAUUCUGGUUUUCAUUUUGCUUAAUUAUAAUGCAUAUCCACAUUGUAAAAUAUACAUA